UCAACUUAAUCCACGGGUCUUGGGUCGCGGAUCAUGAGUCAGGCCUUGCGAUAAGAAUAAGAACCUUAUAAUAUAGUAAAAAAUCUGCAAGAGAGUCCACUUUAUCUACUCUUACUUUGAUUCGCUCGGUUUCCUUGGAUUCGCUAUUCUUUAUUUAUCGUCCUUUCCUUUCUCAAGACCCUUUGGUAUAGUGAUACUCGUAAGUUCCUAAACACCGAAAAUGUCGGUACGGUCUACGGGGUACACUAAUCGUGAGUUGUGGGCAAAACAGAACGUAACGAUGCGAAUAGUGGGUUCAAAAUACCCGGAUUUUCUAUGGCUCGCGACCCGAUCGGGAACGUAAACAUCAAUCUAAUCACAGUGAUCUGUUUAUUCCCAAUCGACACAGGUCUAUUGUGACAUUGAUAUUUUACUUUAACGAUUUUUGUUUUGUUGAUGGUAGGGUAUGUCGUAUUGAAUAUCCGUACAUUUUGAAACCUUUUUCUUAUCAUUGUAAAACAAAAAGAAUGGCUACUUUUCGUAAAGAUAAAAAAGAAGAAGACGAUGGUGGAACGAACAUGUUUCAAAUGUUGGAUAAAACUAUUAUUUUACAAGAAGUUCGAUACUUUAACUCGAAUCAAGUGAAUGCCAAGAAAUGUAUUCACAUAUUAAGUAAGACCUUAUUCAUGUUAAACCAAGGGAUACAUCUUACAACUGAAGAGGCUACCUCCACAUUUUUUGCGAUAACAAAAUUGUUUCAAUCUAAAGAUGUGAUGCUGCGUAGAUUGGUAUAUUUGAGUAUAAAAGAACUUAGUUCUUUAGCUCAAGAUGUAAUUAUUGUAACAUCUUCUUUAAUAAAAGAUAUGACUAAUAAAGAAGACUUAUUCCGAGGUGCAGCAUUAAGAACUCUGUGCAGCAUUACCGACAACUCAAUGUUACAAGGUAUUGAGAGAUAUGUGAAACAGGCUAUAGUGGAUAAGAAUCCUGCUGUUAGUUCAGCUGCUCUGGUUUCUGCUCUACACUUGUCUACAUUUGCCCCAGAUUUGGCUCAGAGAUGGGUGAAUGAAGCUCAGGAAGCCAUGAUGUCUGACAGUGGCAUGGUACCAUAUCAUGCACUUGGUGUAUUUUCUAUUUCAAGACAAAAUGACCGUUUAUCCAUGGUUAAAUUGGUAAAAAAGUUAUUGCAAGAGACAAUUAAAUCUCCUUAUACAGUUUCUCUUCUUAUUCGUCAUGCUGCUAAACUAGCUGAGAAUCAAACUGAAUCUGAACCUUAUGUAGAUUACAUAGAAUCUUAUUUACGUCACAAGUCAGAAAUAGUUAUGUACGAAGCAGCACAUGCUGUUGUCAGCCUAAGCAAAAAUAUAAGAGAUCUUACUCAAGUUCUAUCUGUAUUACAAAACUUUUGUCUCUCUUCAAAAGCUACCUUUAGACUUGCAGGUGCACGGACUCUAGCACAACUUAUUGCAAAGCACCCAAAAGCUGUGAUUGUUUGUACAUUUGAUCUUGAAAAUCUGAUUUUUGAUCCUAACCGGACUGUAGCAACUCUUGCCGUCACAACUCUGCUUACUACCUGUACAGAGACUUCUAUUGAGAAGCUAAUGAAACAAGUCUCAGAUCUCAUGUCUGAAAUAUCAGAUGAAUUUAAAAUUGUGGUAGUUAGCGCUAUUAAGAGCCUUUGCACUAAAUUUCCCCAGAAACAAAAAUACCUUGUAUCAUUUUUAUCUGGCAUGCUCCGAGAGAAAGGUGGUAUGGUAUACAAAACAGCCAUUGUCAAUGCUAUCAUUAAAUUCAUUGAGGAAAAUCCAAAUGCCAAUGAAACAGGCCUAGCUCAUCUGUGUGAGUUUAUUGAAGACUGUGACCAAGCAUCCCUUGCAGUGCGUGUAUUACAUGUUUUGGGACGUGAGGGUCCCAAGAUUCGCCAGCCUUCAAGAUAUAUCAGAUUUAUUUAUAACAGAAUUCUUUUGGAAUCCGCACCAGUAAGAGCUGCUGCUGUUUCUGCAAUUGCUCAAUUCGGAGCAUCAUGUGCUGACCUUCUUCCCAACAUAAAAGUGUUACUUGAUAGAUGUCAGUCGGAUGAUGAUGAUGAAGUUCGAGAUCGGGCAGUUUUCUACAGUGCCAUUUUAGAUUCCGGAGAUAAAGAACUCAUUAAUAAUUACAUUUGUAAUGUACCAAAUUUUAAUUUUGUAUUAUUAGAGAAAGCAAUUCAAAAUCAUUUAAAUACACAUCCAGAAGAUCAUUUCAACAUGGACACAGUUCCGAUUGUAGAAGAUAUAAAAGAAAACAAGAAAGAAUCAGCACAAAUUGAACCGUUUCAGUUGACUAUUCUUUCUUUGGAAGAACAAUAUGCAAAACAAUUGAAGGUGAUUCCAUGCAUUGAGAAAUUUGGACCAAUAUUUAAAAGUUGUGAACCAAUUGAACUUACAGAACCAGAUACUGAAUAUCAAGUAAAAUGUAUAAAGCAUGUUUAUGCCAAUCAUUUAAUUCUUCAAUUUGAGUGUCUGAAUACACUAUUUGAUCAUCUACUUGAAAAAGUUCAUGUAUGUUUAGAUGUUGCACCCGAAUAUAAUCUUAUAUGUGAAGUACCAUGCCAAAGUCUAUCUUAUGAAAGGAAAGGAAAUAUAUUUUGUGUAUUGGAGUUUCCUACAAAUCCAUUAAACUCUGUAGGAUGUUUUGGAGCCGUUCUUGAGUUUAUAGUAUAUGAUUGUGAUCCAAAAACUGGGCAUCCUUACCCAGGAGAUUGUUACACAGAUACAUAUCCUUUGGAAGAUAUAGAAUUUGGAUGUUCUGAACAAUUUAAAUUUCGAGCUGCUUCUGAUGACUGGGAGAAUUCUUGGCAGAGUACAGAAUCAGGAAAAGAAGUAAUGGAUACUUUUGCCAUGAAUAAUUUUGAUGUUACAGAAGUUGCAAAAGCUAUUUGUAAGCAUUUAGGUUUACCGGAAUCUUCUAUAAAGGGAGAUACCAUAAAGAAAAUCUGUGGUUUAGGGACAUGGCGUAAAGGCAUUCCAGUUAUAUUUAUAGCUAAAAUAGUAUCAUCUCUAUCAGGCGUUACCAUGCAACUUACUGUCAGAUCGCCCAAUGAAGAUGUAGCUACACUUUUAUUGGCUGCUAUUGAAUAG
Messenger RNA from Papilio machaon (common yellow swallowtail), 3095 nucleotides. RefSeq names its product coatomer subunit gamma (gene Copg1). Gene Ontology annotation, biological process: protein secretion; intra-Golgi vesicle-mediated transport; organelle transport along microtubule. The record is from RefSeq and is a predicted model, not a curated record. Gene Ontology annotation, cellular component: Golgi membrane; endoplasmic reticulum; COPI vesicle coat. NCBI's taxonomy places the organism in Eukaryota, Metazoa, Arthropoda, Insecta, Lepidoptera, Papilionidae. Gene Ontology annotation, molecular function: structural molecule activity. Bases 507 to 3095 code for a protein of 862 amino acids. The transcript has 2 exons.